Molecule: messenger RNA, 1361 nt
Organism: Microstroma glucosiphilum
Lineage: Eukaryota; Fungi; Basidiomycota; Exobasidiomycetes; Microstromatales; Microstromataceae
Exons: 3
Coding region: 100-1212 (370 amino acids)
Source: RefSeq, a predicted model, not a curated record
CCCCCACUAACGAGAUCGUCAUCGCCAAAGUCCAGAUUCUCCCAACUCGCAACUCCCGCCCCCGUUCCACCUGAAAGCAAUCUGAUACCUCACUACACUAUGGUGGAACUCAAUGCUGAAGACGCUUGGAUUCAAUUCAACGAUGGCACAAUACAUCUCCGGUCCUAUCUGCGAAGUACGCCCAGAUUUAAUCCUGCUCUCGCUGUAGGAGAACAGCCGACAUUAAGAGCAAAAGACGCAAAGAAGUUUUGGGAGCUACAGCCUCAGACUAGCCAAUCCGGCGCAGAUUGGAGGAGCAGCUGGACAGAUGUGACGUCCCAGUCGGAGCCUCGCGCUGCCUUGACAGCCUCGGGAGAGUUUGACGCGGAAGCAUGGGAAGACCAAUCCAUCUCUUACCAUGAGGACAGCGAGGACGAAGGCGAGGACGCCACUGUCGGCGCGACCUUCGUGCCUUCUGGAAGCGUGGUGUUGCCGAGGCCGGCAGAGCUGCGCAUGCGGAGUCAGCAGCAGCAGCAGCAGUACAGGACGGCGUUGGAAGACGCCUUGAAGAGGGACAGGUGCCUCUUCAGGCAUUUCCGCUCAUAUCUUGAGGAUACUGUGAGGCCUUCCGCGGGGGCAACGGCUUCUUCGGCGCGACAGCAGCUGGACAUGGCCAUCGCCAAUAUAGAGGCCAUCUUCAGGACGUUCAAGCAGAAGAUCAAGCUGCCGGGGCAUUCCCUGACCAUCCUGCGGCCCUUCUGCCGUCCCCUUGAAGCUGCGAUCCAGGAGGAGCACGACAAGUCAGGCGUGGCUGACGGCAUUUCUGACCUACUGGACGAGCUCGAUCGGGUGCUGGACGCCCUUGGCGCCCCAUCGCUCCCGGGGGAGACCGUGGUCUCGGACCGACUGGUCCACCGCUUUGCGCACCGUCUAAGCCGCUGUAGAGAGAGAGCUUUGCAGCGUCGACUCGAUCUCGAGGCCCGGCCUGAGACGGGAAGACGGCUGGCACUUCCCACGGUUCACGCUCAGGCUGCAUCGAGGGUGGUGACGAGGCCUUUCGGAUACAGAGGCGAUCAGCCUGCAGGGACCGAACGUCGCGACGGUGCUAGCUCAAGGGCAUCGUCCGCUUCCCAUGGCUUUCAACUUGUCGGGUCCUUGGGUUGCUCCGCGUCUGAAGGCGAGCGUCAAGGUGUCGAAAGCGAGAGCGAGAGCGUCGUUGACCACGGUCAGUGAGCCUCGUAGGAGAUAUUCCGCUUCCACCUUUGCCAGUCGUGCCUGCCUGUGUUCUCACUUCAAGUCUCUGUCUUCUUGCAUCGCUCCCACUCCACUUCCUGGUCUGUAAUUUAAGCUCUUGCUUCGUCUGUACUAUGAGCUCUUGAAAU